This is a messenger RNA of Prionailurus viverrinus (fishing cat), 2066 nucleotides long. It is a transcript of the gene UROS, whose product is annotated as uroporphyrinogen III synthase. The transcript has 8 exons. Gene Ontology annotation, molecular function: uroporphyrinogen-III synthase activity. The record is from RefSeq and is a predicted model, not a curated record. NCBI's taxonomy places the organism in Eukaryota, Metazoa, Chordata, Mammalia, Carnivora, Felidae. Gene Ontology annotation, biological process: uroporphyrinogen III biosynthetic process. Bases 1133 to 1804 code for a protein of 223 amino acids.
UUAGAGCCAGGCCCCAGGUUGGGCCACUCGGCCGAGGCCCCCAGCAAGUAAGAAGGCUGCUGCGCAGGGCGUCCACUCUGCUGCCGGUGAUGCCGUCGUAGAUCCUGCUGGACAAAGCCUCAGGAAAGACUCGCAAACAUUUCAGAUCAAAGACUCAGUGCUCAGGCCACCUCAUCAGUGUGCAACCGGCCCCAGGGGCGGAGCGCCUUCGGGGCGCCUCCCCCGGAGCUCCUUUCUAGACACGCGGGCCCACAGCCAGGGUGGUUCCAUGGGACUGGGGUGCCCAGCCCUGCUCCCGGGCCCCACACCUGUGUGAGCGCCAGGGUCACCCCUCCUGCUGUGCACAGCACAACCCUGCCAGCAGCUCUGUACGGAAGCACGUUUCUUCCUUUUGAUUUGGGCCGAAUACUGAAUUAUUCAUUCAGAAAUUUACCCGGCAAACACCCAUCUGGCAUCUGUUCCGUCCAAGGCACUGGGCUGAGUGCUGAGGGAACCAUGUAAGCGGGGCCCCAAGAGGCAUGCUCUUCCAUAAGCGGCCCUGAAAGGCACCAAAGACCUCAUCGCUUGAGAUCACGUCUUAGACUCGUGCUCAUACAGAUACCAGAGUUUCCACACGGUCAUCGCCCAUCUCCACCAGCCAGCGUGCUCCCUGGGGGCCUUCCAGAGCCCUCAUGAAGCACCCUACAGAGCGAGGAGGGGCACGGGCAUGUCCUUGAGCCCUGGCCCUGCCACUCACCUUGGGCCAGCUCCUUAGGCUUUGUCUUCAUCUAUGAGAUGACAAUAACCACACCCAUCUCACAUGGUACUUUCACAGAUUUUAGGGAGAGACUAGGUAAAAACGGCAAUGUUUAGUAGAUUUUAUCAUAUUAUCUUUGAAAAUCAGUGCUUCGGCAUGGAGAUUGCCCCUUGAAGAUUCCAGUUUUAUUACAGACGCAGGUCCAAUCUGCCCUCCUGCCUGCACCCCACCCAAGCCCAGGCUGGGUCAGAUUGUCCCUCUCUGCACCUGUCAUACCUGCCACCCUACAGUUCUCUUUCCUGUCCCUCCCCUAGACCGUGAGCUGCUCAAGGGAAAUGCCACGAACAGUGAAUUCACCUGCAUUCGCCUGAGUGCAUGAAUGGUGAAUUCACAUGAAUGGUGCACAGUUCCAGGCAUUUACUGUCUCAUCCUGAAGGCUACGGGGGCCUCAUUUUUACCAGCCCCAGAGCAGUGGAAGCAAUGGAACUGUGUUUGGAGAAAGACAAUAAAACUGAAGUCUGGAAACACUCUCUGAAAGAAAAGUGGAAUGCUAAGUCAGUGUACGUGGUUGGAAGUGCUACCUCUUCUCUAGUGAAUAAAAUCGGCCUGGACACAGAAGGAGAGAGCUGUGGAAAUGCAGAAAAGCUCGCAGAAUACAUUUGUUCCAGGGAGUCACCGGCAUUGCCUCUCCUGUUUCCCUGUGGAACCGUCAAAGGGGAAAUCCUGCCGAAGAUGCUCAAGGACAAAGGGAUUCCCAUGGAAAGCAUCAUCGUCUAUCAGAAGGUCCCACACCCGGGAAUCCAGGUGAACCUCCACAGCUACUAUUCUCAGCAGGGCAUCCCAGCGAGCAUCACGUUUUUCAGCCCCUCUGGCCUCACCCACAGCCUCAAGCAUAUUCAAGAGUUAUCUGGUGACAACAUUGGUCGAAUCAAGUUCGCCGCCAUCGGCCCCAGCACCGCCCGUGCGCUGGCCGCCCAGGGCCUGCCUGUGAGCUGCACGGCCGAGAGCCCCACGCCACCAGCCCUGGCCAAGGGCCUCAGGUUGGCGCUUCAGGCCCCCGGCUGCUGAGUCACUGGCACUUCCGGCCGUGCGGCUGUCCCGGACCCGGGCAUCGCACCACCACUGCUGCGGGGAAGCCAGGCAUCGGCGGGCUCCCCGGACUUCUGCCUCGUGCCUCCGCGGACCCGCGGGGACACCGGGAGCGGGGUGGGCCCCAGGGCCGGCGUCGGGCUUGGCCGGCGCCCCCGGCUCCCAGGCCCGGCCGGGGCUCCUCCGGCAGCAGGAAGGAAACCAAAUAAAGCACCGGCUCCCCGAGCUGACUGCGUUGUCA